Messenger RNA from Phyllopteryx taeniolatus (common seadragon), 3863 nucleotides. RefSeq names its product calcitonin receptor-like 2 (gene calcrl2). Bases 107 to 1651 code for a protein of 514 amino acids. The transcript has 13 exons. Lineage: Eukaryota; Metazoa; Chordata; Actinopteri; Syngnathiformes; Syngnathidae. Gene Ontology annotation, biological process: cell surface receptor signaling pathway; angiogenesis; adenylate cyclase-activating G protein-coupled receptor signaling pathway. The record is from RefSeq and is a predicted model, not a curated record. Gene Ontology annotation, molecular function: adrenomedullin receptor activity; calcitonin gene-related peptide receptor activity; calcitonin receptor activity. Gene Ontology annotation, cellular component: plasma membrane.
GUCAAGCAACAGCUACUGUGGCUUGCUGGAGUGUUGUGCUGGUCGGGGGCUGGUCGUGGUCAGUGUUUUUGUCACAGGGCAGCAUGAGACGCUCAUCUAGGAAGGGAUGUGCAUUUUGGAGGAAAAAAUACGUUUAACAACUCACCCGCUCAAAAGUGACAUGUGGCCGACCGGAACCUUAUCACUGAUAUUUGCGCUGGUGCUGGGCUCAGAGGUUACCCGAUGUGAGGAUGUGGGAUCCGCGGCUGCUGGCGAGUUAGCCUCGCGGGAUCAGCAGGAGAAUUUGGGCGACAGAUCCACAGUACCAGGAACGACACCUCACCAGAUCCUGGCUGCGCAGUUCGAGUGCUACCUGAGGAUAAUCCACGAUCCACCACGAACCGAAGAAGGUAAUUACUGUAACCGCACAUGGGACGGCUGGCUGUGUUGGGGGGAUUCGUCUCCGGGGACGUUCGUACAGAUGUGCCCUGAAUACUUCCAAGAUUUUGACCCCGCCGAAAAAGUGACCAAAGUUUGUAAUCCUGACGGCCAGUGGUUCCACCACCCGGAGAGCAACCGAGUGUGGUCCAAUUACACCCAGUGUCAGAUCUACACCAAAGACAAACUGAAGUUCACCAUCAGUCUGUACUACCUGGCCAUGGUGGGUCAUGGCCUCUCCAUUGUCUCCCUCAUCAUCUGCCUCAUCAUCUUCUCCUAUUUCAAGAGUCUGAGCUGCCAGAGAAUCUCCCUCCACAAGAACAUGUUCCUCUCCUUCAUUUUGAACUCCAUAGUCACCAUCAUGUGGCUCUCUCUGACAGCGGCCAACAACCAGGCCAUAAACACGAGCAACCCUGUGAGCUGUAAAGUGCUGGCUGCGCUCACCCAGUACACGUCGACUUCCAACUACUUCUGGAUGCUGUGCGAGGGCAUCUACCUUCACACUCUCAUCAUUGUGGCUGUCUUUGUCGGGGAGCAGAAGCUCUUCUGGUACUAUGUCUUGGGGUGGGGCUUUCCCAUCAUUCCUGCCAUCACCUAUGCUGUGGCUCGUGGGCUCUUCUUUAAUGAUCGGUGUUGGAUCAGCUCACACACUUACUUGCUCUACAUCAUUCACGGGCCCAUUCAAGCUGCGCUGCUGGUGAACUUGUUCUUUCUCCUGAACAUUUUGCGAGUUCUGAUCACCAAGCUGAAGGAGACCCACUGUGCCGAGUCCACUACGUACAUGAAGGCUGUGAGAGCCACGCUGAUCCUCAUCCCUCUGCUAGGAGUCCAGUUCAUUCUUUUCCCCUGGAGGCCCGAGGGGCGCAUCAGCCGGGCCAUUUAUGAUUUCUUUGUAAAUAUCUUCUGCCAUUUCCAGGGACUCCUGGUGGCAAUUAUAUUCUGUUUCUGCAAUAGCGAGGCCCAAACGGCACUGAAGAGAAAAUGGGCCCAGUGGAAGUCGGCCUGGGGUAAGACGGGCUGGGGAGAGACCCCCACCGCCAACAACCACUUCAGCGACCACAACAAUUCCUCCUUCACAGAGACCAGCCGUGCCACCGUCAGCAUGGAACAAGCCGAUAUCCACUGCAAAAGCGGCGAGAAAGCUCGCUUCCUGUCAGGCAGGCAGCCACAGAGAAGUGUGGAGUGCAGCAACGGGGAGCUGGACGUGCUGAACAAGCUGCACACCACCAUGUGAUACACCUUAAGGGGCACCUUUUUUUUUUUUUUUAAAUACAAAAAAAAACAAACACAAAAAAAAACUGUCCUACAUAUUAUAUAAGAGCAGUUGCAAAACAAGCAUACAUUUUACACAUAUUUUGAGCUAACAGCUUCAUUGUAGUCCUUAUAGUGAUUUUAUGUACUCCCCAAUUCCAACGAAGUUGGGACAUUGUGUUAAACAUAAAUAAAAACAGAAUACAAUGAUUUGAAAAUCAUGUUCAACCUAUAUUUAAUUGAAUACACUACAAAGGCAAUAUAUUUAAUGUUUAAACUGAUAAACUUGAUUGCUUUUAGCAAAUAAUCAUUAACUUAGAAUUUAAUGGCUGCAACACGUGCUUGGAUGGCAGCAUAUGUUUCUCCAAAACCUGCAUGUACCUUUCAGCAUUAAUGGUGUCUUCACAGAUGUGUAAGUUACCCCUGCCAUUGGCACUAACACAGCCCCAUACCAUCACAGAUGCUGGCUUUUGAACUUUGCGUCCAUAACAGUCCGGAUGGUUCUUUUCCUCUUUGGCCCGGAAGACACGAACGACGUCCACAAUUUCCAAAAACAAUUUGAAAGGUGGACUCGUCGGACCACAGAACACUUUUCCACUUCGCGUCAGUCAGUCUUAGAUGAGCUCGGGCCCAGAGAAGCCAGGAGCAUUUCUGGGUGUUGUUGAUAAAUGGCUUUUGCUUUGCAUAGUAGAGUUUCAAGUUGCACUUACGGAUGUAGCGCCGAACUGCAUUUACUGACAUUGAUUUUCUGAAGUGUUCCUGAGUCCAUGUGGUGAUAUCCUUUACACAUUGAAGUCGGUUGUUGAUGCAGUGCCGCCUGAGUGAUUUCUCCAGAUUCACUGAACCUUUUGAUGAUAUUAUGGACCGUAGAUGAUGAAAUCGCUAAAUGCCUUGCAAUUGUAUGUUGAGGAACAUUGUCCUUAAACUGUUCGACUAUCUUCUCACGCAUUUGUUUACAAAGCACCUCUUUGUGAACAAAACUCACCCCAUCUUUUCUUGUGACUGUUCCUUUUCUACCCAAUCAUGGCACCCACCUGUUCCCAAUUAGCCUGCUCACCUGUGGGAUGUUCCAAACAGGUGUUUGAUGAGCCUUCCUCAACUUUCUCAGUUUUUUUUGCCACCUGUCCCAGCUUUUUUGGAACGUGUUGCAGCCAUAAAAUUCAAAGUUCAUGAUUAUUUGCUAAAAACAACAAAGUUUAGCAGUUUGAACAUGAAAUAUCUUAAAUACAGGUUGAGCGUGAUUUACAAAUCAUUGUAGUUUGUUUUUAUUUGUUUCUGUUUUAACACAACGUCCCAACUUCAUUGGAAUUGGGGUUGUAUAUAUUUUAUGUGGCUGGAGGUGCAAACCUGAGAUUUAUUGCUUAUUUCCUCACACAGUGUCCUUGGGGAAGAACUAAGAGACUAUCAGGCCUCUAUUAUGCUUGUAAGGGUUAGCCUUUCGAAAAAGUAUAAAUGCAUUUUUGUAGUGCACGCAGAAACAAUUCACAGUGUCACAUUUUGUUCAAUAUUGAAUAAAUUAAUUUCCUCCCACAAAAUUCAAAAUACAACAACCCAUGGAAACUGAAAAAUGUUUUGUUUUUUAAAUGAAAAUUAUUUUUAAAAACAACAACUAAGAAAUGACAUGUACACAAGCAUUCACAGCCAUUUUCAGAGUCAACUCAAGAUCUGGCUGGUCAACUCAAAGACCAUCAUGGAGUACGAGAGUAUGAACUGUAUAAUAAUACUAUAUGUCCUCCCCACAAAUCACUGAUAUACUGUAUAUUACAGUAAAAUCUCCCUCUACCAUCCAUUUUCUAUAGUGCUUGUCCUUCUCAGCUGAUUUUGGGCAAGAGGGUCGGGUACACCCUGGACUGGUCGCCAGUCAAUCGCAGGGCACAUACCGGCAAACAACCAUUCACAAUCCCGGUCACACCUAUGAACAAUUUUACAGUCUUCGAUGAACCUAACAAGCAGGAAAAAAUGGAGCAUGUGCAGAAAGCACAUGCAAGCGAGAACCUCUUGACUGUGAGGCAGAUGUGCUAACAGCUACACCACCAAGCUGCCCAUAAUUGCAAUCUAAUAUCAAUAUAGAAUACAUACAGUAUGUACCUCCUGUAUUUAAUAUUGAAAGACGCUUGUUAACAAAACUAAGUGCACAGUUACUUUCCAAACAUCCUGUACAUUAUAAUAUUAAACGCAUUAUUCUGUGUUGAGCA